GCCAUGGUUCACAUACUUUGUCAACAGCUGGUGGUAGCUUUGUUCCUGGAGCUAGUGUUUUUGGCAUUGGAAAUGGAACAUUGCAGCAUAUAAGGUGUGCUGGCCAAAUCUUAUCCCGUUCGGUGGUGGAUGUUUUGAUGCAGACGUUAUGGCUGCUUUUGAGGCAGCCAUAAGUGACGGGGUUGAUGUGCUUUCAAUGUCUUUGGGAUCGGAGGCCCAUGAUUAUUUCGAAGACGGUAUUGCCAUAGGAUCCUUCCAUGCAGUUGCCAAUGGCAUAGUAGUAGUGGCUUCUGCAGGAAAUUCAGGACCUUUUCCUGAAUCUGUAUCCAACGUUGGACCAUGGAUGCUCACAGUCGCUGCAAGCACAAUUGAUAGAGACUUCGCUAGUUAUGUUACACUUGGUGACAAGAAAAUCAUCAAGGGAGGUAGCCUUUCAGAGUAUGGAUUAUCGUCUGAUAAGGCGUACCCAUUGAUUAGUUCUGCUGAUGCCAAAUAUUUCAAUGGUUCUAUUUCGGAAGCACUCAAUUGCCAGGAUGGAUGUCUUGAUCCUGAGAAGGUGAAGGGGAAAAUAUUGGUCUGUUUUGGUGAUAGAUUAGAGAGUAAUGGGGAAGCUAUUAGGGAAGGCGCCGUUGGAUUGCUUUUGCUUAAUGAAAGGAAUGCAGGGAAUGAAGUUUUACCCCAACCCUACUUGCUUCCUGCUGCUAAUGUUGGCUUUGAGGAUGGCAAUUACAUUUACAAUUACAUCCGCAGCACCAAGUCUCCUACAGCUUAUAUUUCCAGAGUGAUAACAGAAUUGGGUGUGAAGCCAGCUCCAAAUGUGGCUUUAUUUUCAUCUAGGGGCCCCAAUCAUAUUGAUCCGGCAAUCCUCAAGCCUGAUAUCACUGCACCAGGAUUCAACAUCAUAGCUGCUUAUACUGAAGCCGUAUCUGCUACAGGUCUAGAAUCUGACACACGAAUAACUCCUUUCUUUUCCAUGACUGGCACUUCAAUGUCAUGUCCUCAUGUUGCUGGCCUAGCUGGGCUGCUCAAAGCCCUUCAUCCUAAUUGGAGCCCAGCUGCUAUAAAGUCAGCAAUCAUGACCUCAGCCACUUCAACAGAUAACUCUAGAAAGCCUAUCCAGGACUCGUCAUUGAACGAGGCAACUCCAUUUGACUAUGGUGCAGGGCAUAUUAAACCUAACAGUGCUGUGGACCCUGGACUUGUGUAUGACCUGAAUAUUACUGAUUUUUUGAACUAUUUGUGUGGUCGUGGCUACAACAGUUCCCAGCUUAAGAUGUUCAACCACAAGCCUUACACUUGUCCAGAGUCGUUCAGUUUAGCAGAUUUCAAUUAUCCAGCAAUCACAAUUUCUGAGUUUGGCCCUGGAAAUUCUGUGAAUGUCUCUCGAACUGUCACCAAUGUUGGGUCCGGAAGAAGCACUUAUAUGGUACGCAUAAAAGCGCCACCACAUGUUGAAGUUUCGGUGGAGCCUAGGAAACUGAGGUUCAAGAAAAGGGGUGAAAAGAAGGAGUUCAGAGUGGCAUUAACCUUGAAGAAGAAAACUGAAAGCACCACUGAUUUCGUAUUCGGAUGGUUGACGUGGACUGAUAAGAAGCACCAUGUUAGGAGUCCCAUUGCAGUUAACAUGACACAAGUGAGAUGAGAUUUAUGUUGCUGCUGCAUUUACCCUCCAAGUAUUUGGAGGGAUGUUUUCAUCCAUUGUUUUCUUAUCUCUGAAAUAAAGGUUCUGUUCAAUUGUAACACUUAUUCAAGCAGAAAAGUUGUUGUUUUAUGUGUUAAUCCCAUUUAAUU
Vigna angularis (adzuki bean) is the source of this 1791-nucleotide messenger RNA. Its product is annotated as subtilisin-like protease SBT5.4. Bases 149 to 1642 code for a protein of 497 amino acids. The record is from RefSeq and is a predicted model, not a curated record. Gene Ontology annotation, molecular function: serine-type endopeptidase activity. Gene Ontology annotation, biological process: proteolysis. The transcript has 6 exons. Lineage: Eukaryota; Viridiplantae; Streptophyta; Magnoliopsida; Fabales; Fabaceae.